CAUUUUGGCGCCUUCGCCUAGGUGCCGCUCGCCGCGCUCGUCGCCGCUGCCCUCCCCUCCCCUCCCCCCAGAGUCCGCCGGUGUCCGGUCCCCGCCUCGGCCGCCGCUGGGUCCUCGCGGCCCCUCCGGGAAAGCAAAGAUGAAUGUGAUCGACCACGUGCGGGACAUGGCGGCCGCGGGGCUGCACUCCAACGUGCGGCUCCUUAGCAGCCUCCUCCUCACUAUGAGCAACAACAACCCUGAAUUAUUCUCUCCAUCUCAGAAGUACCAGCUUUUGGUCUACCAUGCAGAUUCUCUCUUUCAUGAUAAAGAAUAUCGGAACGCUGUUAGCAAGUACACGAUGGCCCUACAGCAGAAAAAGGCCUUAAGUAAAACAUCUAAAGUGCGACCUUCCACUGGCAGUGCUGCUUCAACUCCUCAGAGUCAGUGUCUUCCCUCUGAAAUUGAAGUGAAAUACAGAAUGGCUGAGUGUUACACGAUGCUAAAACAAGACAAAGAUGCAAUUGCUGUCCUUGAUGGGAUCCCCUCAAGACAGAGAACCCCUAAAAUAAACAUGAUGUUGGCCAACUUGUACAAGAAGGCGGGUCAGGAGCGCUCCUCUGUGACCAGCUACAAAGAGGUGCUGAGACAGUGCCCGCUGGCUCUGGACGCCAUUCUAGGUUUAUUGUCCCUUUCUGUAAAAGGUGCGGAAGUGGCCUCUAUGACAAUGAAUGUAAUUCAGAGCAUUCCUAACUUGGACUGGCUUUCAGUGUGGAUCAAAGCCUACGCCUUUGUGCACACUGGUGACAACACCAGAGCUAUAAAUACCAUCUGUUCUCUAGAGAAAAAGUCCUUAUUGAGAGAUAAUGUGGACCUACUGGGGAGCUUAGCAGAUCUGUACUUCCGAGCUGGGGAUAACAAAAACUCCAUUCUCAAAUUUGAACAGGCCCAGAUGUUGGAUCCCUAUCUGAUAAAAGGAAUGGAUGUCUAUGGAUACUUACUAGCACGAGAAGGACGACUCGAAGACGUUGAAAACCUGGGCUGCCGCUUAUUUAAUAUUUCUGAUCAGCAUGCUGAGCCAUGGGUGGUGUCUGGAUGUCAUAGUUUCUAUAGCAAACGAUACUCUCGGGCCUUAUAUUUAGGAGCCAAGGCUAUUCAGCUCAAUAGCAACAGUGUCCAAGCUUUGCUGCUGAAGGGAGCAGCCCUUAGGAACAUGGGCAGAGUUCAGGAAGCCAUAAUCCACUUUCGGGAAGCCAUACGCCUCGCUCCUUGUCGGCUGGACUGUUAUGAAGGUCUCAUUGAAUGUUAUUUAGCCUCUAACAGCAUUCGGGAGGCAAUGGUAAUGGCCAACAACGUCUAUAAAACCCUCGGAGCAAACGCACAAACCCUCACCCUUCUAGCCACUGUGUGUCUUGAAGAUCCAGUCACCCAGGAGAAAGCGAAGACCCUGCUGGACAAAGCCCUGACCCAGAGGCCAGACUACAUUAAGGCAGUGGUGAAGAAAGCAGAGUUACUUAGCAGAGAACAGAAAUAUGAAGAUGGCAUUGCUUUGCUGAGGAAUGCACUGGCCAAUCAGAGUGACUGUGUGUUACAUCGAAUACUGGGUGAUUUCCUGGUAGCUGUCAAUGAAUAUCAGGAAGCUAUGGACCAAUACAGUAUCGCUCUCAGUCUGGAUCCCAACGACCAGAAGUCUCUAGAGGGGAUGCAGAAAAUGGAGAAGGAGGAGAGUCCCACCGAUGCCACUCAGGAGGAAGAUGUCGAUGACAUGGAAGGAAGUGGGGAAGAAGGGGACUUGGAGGGCAGUGACAGCGAGGCGGCACAGUGGGCUGACCAGGAGCAGUGGUUUGGCAUGCAGUGAGGCCUCUACGAUCCCCUUGGAUGGUAGCAGCUCAGAGUGGCCCGAGCAGAGCCUGGGGCAUCCUCGGCUGGGAAGAAUACCAUGUUAGCUCAACGGGGAAUUUGGUUUUCUCACUCUCUAUUCUCAGUUGUAACUUCGUUUUUGAAAACUGAGCCUGCCGAGCUCUCCGAAUCUCUGUCCCCUCCCUGCUCUUACCACGAGCAGUCUGGGAAGCAUGCAAGCGUGCUCGAGCUCUGGGACAAAAGACGGUCUUUGUGCACUUUGGUUCUAAGUCUCUGACUAAGAUGCUUCAUAGGGAAUGUGGCGGUGCAACGGAAAAGAACACCUGCCCCAGGGGAAGUGUGUGUGCCCUUGCUGGUUUCUGAAGGCGGUGCAGGUUGGCCCUUUCAAAAAAUUUCCCAUUUGCUAACAACUCCCACAGGCUGUUCAAAAUCUCCCUUUUGAUUUUGCUUCUUUCUGCAGUGUUGGUAAUGCCUUAAACUGAGACUUGACAUUUUGCAAACAUUUUCCUAUUUGAUAAUCUAGUGACUUGCCUGUCGAGCUCAGGCCAUGAUCUUCGUCAUUGGCUAUAGCUUAUCACAGAGCAGUGAAUGGGAGCCCCGUUUCUUAAGAUCCCUGGCUCUGCAUUUGCUGCAGUUAUAGAAUAAAGCCACUUUUGGGGUACAGUAAUGGAAUUCCUCUGGCAGAAAAUGAAAGCCACUCUGCAGUUUUGGUUACGUCUUUUCUCCUGUUCUGUCUGGUCUCCAGGAAUAGCCGCAGAAUUAAUUUUUUUGUUAAAGGUUUUAAAAUGAUGCUGCCUCAUCUGUGUGUGGCCGUCAUUGUGUGCCAGCUGCGCCUCUGCUGGUAGCUCCCUAACAAACUGGUUCAGGGCCAGAAAUGUCGGCCACACAAUCUCCAUCUCCCCCCAACCCCAUGUCUUAAGUACCUGAAGUAGAAACUGACCCAAGCCAUGGUUUGAACUUUUGUGCUUAGUUGACUUGUCUGUAGCCUCAUCUGCUUCAUGUGGUAAAAGGAUCCCUCUAAAGCAGGCUCCCCCUGCUUCUCAGAACCAAGCUGUCUGCAACCCAACCUGCGGUUCCUUCAAGAUCUGUUCUUUGUCACUUGGGAGGUGGGGGGGCGGGGUAGGUCUGCUUUCUUGAUCUGCCCUCAUCUGUCUCCAGAUGUGAAGCAUGCAUAAAGAUAGGUGAUGAAGGCCCUUCUGGGCGAGAUGCCCCAGAGUGGAGGUGCACUGCUGGACUUAAAUGUGAGGCUGAUGUGGCAUCCUUUGCCAUGGUCCUUAAAGCUACAAGCUUGGCUCCUCGUGGGGCAAGCCUUCCUGCUCUUUCCUUCCAGGUGGUCCAGCACUAGGUGAUGGAUGUUCAGACCCCAGGGAAAGCUGAUUGUGCUGGGCUGCUAGAUGGGAGGGCUUCUCUUAGCUCAGGGCGACAUAAGGGAGCAGCUCCACUUCCACCUUGUGCUCUUGCUUUCAGCAGUGAAAAUAGAAGGGGUGAUUAAUGGGAGAGCAUCACCUUGUGUCUGGUUUGGAGCGCUGAGCAGGCUCCCUCUAAUCAAAGCAGUGCUCCUCCUCCUAGCCCCUCAAACACGAGCUCUCAAAGGCCUUUGGGGGUCACUUAGCACCUCUUCUUGUACCUGUUGCUCUGUGGGCCUGCGACUCCAGGCCAAGGUGCAGCCUCCCCUUGAUGCCUGCUGACAGCAGGAGAUGUGUUAGAUCCCACAGACAAGCCUGGGAAACCUGAUUAACUAGGUCCCCAGCCUCCGAGUGAUCUCUGGGUAACUCCCAAGCUGCUCUUCUGGUCCCUGGGGGGAGAGCACUGUGAGGGAAGGGCCAGAUUCAGGUUUUCCGCUUCCUUUGGGAACCUUGGCUGGACAUGAGACCAGAGGAGGGCUGCCAGGGUACUAGGCAGAGUCUCCUGGCUGGCCGAGUGUUAUCAGUAAGUGGGCGAUGGUGGGCUUGCUGUCAUAGGACUCCCUAUAGAGUGCUGUGAGGUGGCAUGGCAAGUGUUGGCAGCCCCGUUUUACAGAAGAUUGAGUAACUUGCCAGCGAUGACCUUGCUUCUGAGUGUUCAAGCUGACAUUUGAACCCAGGUCUCCUGACUUGUUGGCAUUUACAAAGGUUGAUGGUUCAUGGUUUUUUAACUCUUGGGGCUUUACAGGCCAUAUUGAAAUGGGCCAACUGGGUUGUAUUUAGCAGUUUUUAAAUUAGGCCAGGACAGCCAGCUCCUCUUAACCCCUCCAGCCUAACUUUCCCUUCUGUUUGUGUCUGCUCAGGGAACACACACCCAUUUAACAUGUCGCCAGGAAGGUCUUUGAGAUGUUAAUGGUGCUGCUGGUGGGACAACUGGGCUGUCAGGCAUUUUCUAGGACAGAGUGAGGCAGAUGGUUGCAACUCACCUAUCUUCUCUUCUGGAAGCCCCACUUCAGCUCAGUGCAUUUAUCAGGUGCAUGCCUACUGUGUGUCUGACACUGCUAGAUGCUAAGAAUACCAACCAACCAACUGCUGCUACUCCCAAGAAGUUACUACUGGGAGAUACAGUGUGUACACAAAGGACUAAAAAUAAGACCGUAACUCUUGGAGAUGAGGAGAAACGUCCCAUGCAUUCUCCUGUGAAUCAGAGCACAGCCCCUCAGCUGAGCGCAAGCGGUGGAGGAGAUGGGUGGAGGUAGAGCAUCCAGGCUGGGAGGCCUUUCCUGCGUCACUGUAUGCAGGGAGACUGGCUGUGGGAGAGCAGGCACCGUACUGUAGCCUUCCUGGAGAGAAGGCAAAGUUUCUAUCCUGUGUGGCUAACCCCUUUAGCCCAGCAGUAGCCCUACUAGGCCUGUGCCCCAAAGAGAUCACAGAAACAGGGAAAGAACCAAUAUGUACAAACCUUGAUAGAAGCUUCUUUUGUGGGGGAUGUUGGAAGAAAGUGAAGCUAUGUGAAUGUAAUGGAAGGCUCUUGCACUGUAAGAAAUGGGGACGGGGCCUGGAGACAUGGGAAGACUCAGAUGAACUGAUGCAUGCAUGGAGCAGUGAGCAGAACCAGACGGAUGCUUUCCAUGGUAACAGCACUGUUAUAAAGACAAGACUGGAUCAUUGUGGGGACUGAGCCCAACUUCAGAAGACCGGGGAUGAAGCAGGGGAACCUUCCUCCCAAAUGAGACGUACACACCCUUUAUGGACAGAGCCAAUGUUAGGAUUUGUUUUGCUCGACUAUGCAUAUUUGUUACAGGGGUUUUCCUUCUUGUUUUGAUUUUUUCGGGGGAGGGGGGAGGUGGAGAGGGAGAAAAAAAUAGAUUUUUGUUAAUUGAAAAAAAUAAAAUUAAUUU
Messenger RNA from Trichosurus vulpecula (common brushtail), 5143 nucleotides. RefSeq names its product anaphase promoting complex subunit 7 (gene ANAPC7). NCBI's taxonomy places the organism in Eukaryota, Metazoa, Chordata, Mammalia, Diprotodontia, Phalangeridae. Bases 140 to 1837 code for a protein of 565 amino acids. The record is from RefSeq and is a predicted model, not a curated record. Gene Ontology annotation, biological process: cell division. Gene Ontology annotation, molecular function: protein binding. The transcript has 11 exons.